AUGCCUUUCGUACCACCCAAGUCGCUCAAUAAACAGAAUCAAGGCACUGCUCCCGUUGACUACGUUGACUACCAAAAUUAUCGUGGGUGGCCCUUGGCAAAAAUAACCUUUGGAAUAUCAAAAAAGAAACAAGAUGAUUUAAAUACGAACGUCAUUAAUCAUUCGUUCGCAAGUCAGUCUAUCUCUACCUCCUCAACGAAUCCGACUACGAAUAACACAACGAAUAAGGCAAUGAAUGAAAAGAAAUCCGAACCAAAAUUUAUUUCUGAAAAUAAAUCAGAUGAAUUAGAUCGUGAUAGUACCAUUCAACAAGUUAAAGACAUAUUAUCAACCUCUCCUCAAAUAUCAUCGUCCCCAAGAAGGAAAUCAGCACCUGAAUCAUAUACAAAAAAACCAAUUCUCCCAUCUCUCAAAGUCGACUUACUUACUCCAAUUUCAUCUGAAAUUCCUUAUUUACCUAAUGGUGAAGUGGUUAAAUCAUCACUUAAAAAGG
This is a messenger RNA of Dentiscutata erythropus, 493 nucleotides long. Lineage: Eukaryota; Fungi; Glomeromycota; Glomeromycetes; Diversisporales; Gigasporaceae. The record is from the annotation of a GenBank genome assembly.